This is a messenger RNA of Mytilus californianus (California mussel), 390 nucleotides long. Its product is annotated as cytochrome P450 4F3-like. NCBI's taxonomy places the organism in Eukaryota, Metazoa, Mollusca, Bivalvia, Mytilida, Mytilidae. Gene Ontology annotation, molecular function: iron ion binding; monooxygenase activity; oxidoreductase activity, acting on paired donors, with incorporation or reduction of molecular oxygen. The record is from RefSeq and is a predicted model, not a curated record.
AUGGGCGACGGUUUGUUGAUAUCUGAUGGAAGAUGGGAACGGAAUAGACGACUUUUGACCCCUGGCUUCCAUUUUGAAAUACUCAAACCAUACGUUAAAGUAUAUAACAGUGUUACAGAUAUAUUUCUUGAAAAACUGAAGUAUUAUGCCAAAAGUGGCAAGGCAGUAGACAUAUUCCCGAGCGUAGCUCUAGCAACUUUAGACACAAUAUUUAGAUGUGCAUUUUCAUACCAUGGAAAUAUUCAAGACCAGGGAUUAUUUAAGAAAGAAGGACUACCAACAAAGCGCCAUCUUACUUUUUUUGAUAUACUACUUACAGCUAAAGAUGAAAAUGGAAUAGGACUUUCUGAUGAAGAUAUAAGAGCUGAAGUGGAGACGUUUAUGUUUUAA